AUGCAGCAAAGCUCCAUCACCGGCUUCUUCAAGAAGACUCCGCGGCCAGACACCGCUCGCGAGGACGAAGACAGGCCUAGCAGCGACCGACAGCAGCGAAGACCCGGACCUUAUCACUCUCGUGGCGGAUAUUCGAGUCCAAGCACGCGUGGCGGAGCCUCGACCUCAAGCAUGCGUGGCGGGCAUUCAACUCCAAGCACGCGUGGUGGACAUUCAACUCCAAGUAGGCGUGGUAGAUACUCAUCACCAAGCACGCCGGGCCAGCAUCGAGGUGGCACAUCUCCACGCAAUCUAGAGCUCAGGAAGGUAGCCAAAGAAACCAUGGACGUGCUGCCGGCCGUGCUCAAGUCACUGCCUGGCUUCGGAGCUGACAUCGCUUCUGUCUACGACUUGGACAGCCUUGCGCCGCUUGACCCAAAGGACUGCCCCGGGUACACCCUUCCAGCUGGCGACAAAGACGCAGGCAGAGCAGGCACGCGGAUACGUGUCUUGGACAAGGACUCGUUCGACGCUGCCAUCGAGCUGCAACCGCACUACACAGCUCGUGUCCACCUGGCCAGCUUACCUGCAACAUCAAGCCCUGCAGCCGACACACCUGACAGCAGCCCCGCCAACGAUAGUCAAGAGACGGACCUCGACGGCCUCCCAGUCCAAGAACCCUGGGAUCUCUCCACGGCCCCCAAACAACCCCAACAACUCCAACAACCCCACUCACCUCACCCCAUCACCCCCGGCCCUCCGACAGCAAAACCCGUCCUAGUCCUAAACCUCGCCUCCCCCACCCACCCCGGCGGCGGCUUCCUCAACGGCGCCAUGGCGCAAGAAGAAGCGCUCUGCUACCGCUCCACGCUCUCCCUCUCGCUGCACCGCACCUUCUACCCCCUCCCGCCCCUCUCCGUAAUCCACUCCCCGUCAUGCCUCAUCAUACGCUCGUCGUCCGCCGACGGCCACACCCUGUACCCGACUCCAGCCCCCGGUCUGCCUGUCACAGCCGUCCUUAGCGUCGCGGCGCAGCGCCGCCCGUGGCUCACGGAUGACAGGAGCGCGUACAAGAACGCAGGGGCGCGCGCGAAGAUGAAAGGACGUGUGCGCGUUGUGCUGCGUGUUGUGGCGCGCCAGGGCCACUCGAAGCUCGUGUUGGGCGCGCUGGGGUGCGGGGUCUUCGGGAACCCGGCUGGGGAGGUAGCGGGGUGUUUUCUGGAGGUGAUGCGGGAGCGGGAGUUCCAAGGCGGGUGGUGGGAGGAUGUAGUUUUCGCCGUGCUGGAUACCGCGAAGGACGGCGAGGGGGGAAAGCAGGGUGAUGGGAAUUUCGGGGUGUUUUUCAGAGCGCUGGAUGGGCGGGUUGUGUGA
Molecule: messenger RNA, 1350 nt
Organism: Boeremia exigua
Lineage: Eukaryota; Fungi; Ascomycota; Dothideomycetes; Pleosporales; Didymellaceae
Exons: 1
Coding region: 1-1350 (449 amino acids)
Source: RefSeq, a predicted model, not a curated record